AUUCGUCUUCAUUAACAGACAAGAUGUACCGUUUCAUCGCUCUGUUCUCCGCUCUUCUCGCCCUUGCGGCAGCCAACACGACUCAAGUCAGCCAGUGUCAGCACAACGCGGGAGCUCUGCCCCGCAACACCCACAUCCAGGGAUGCACCAGACCACCAUGCGCACUGCCGCAGCUGCGGGAUGCUAUCAUCAACAUGGAGUUCGUGGCCCCUCGCCGUAUGACCAGCAUGAGGACUCUCGCCACGGCAUACAUGAGGGUUGGAUCCGCAACUGUACCCGUCCCAUAUGACUUGGGAGCAAACUCUGUGACCUGCAACCAUCUGACCAACGCUUCCUGCCCCGUAUCAUCUGGCCAGACCCUGCGUUACACCCUCAGGAUGUUCAUUGAAGCUUUCUUCCCAGUGGGCACUGAGGUCACAGUGGAGUUCCGCAUUGUGGACCAGAGCAACUCUCCCGUCGUGUGCGUCCGUGUACCAAUCAGGAUCGUCUCUCCUUAAGCUGAUUAUGCUCGCUAGAGUACAAACUUCGCAUUAUUAUCAUAAUUUACUAAUUCUGUACGACCAUUUAAAUAGAAAACCUUAUCGUAUCAAGAUCUGUUUCCAUAAUUCUUUGUUCAUGUUUUUCAAAUAAAGUACUCACUUGCUUUUGUUAA
Molecule: messenger RNA, 652 nt
Organism: Spodoptera exigua (beet armyworm)
Lineage: Eukaryota; Metazoa; Arthropoda; Insecta; Lepidoptera; Noctuidae
Source: the annotation of a GenBank genome assembly